Molecule: messenger RNA, 1206 nt
Organism: Melitaea cinxia (Glanville fritillary)
Lineage: Eukaryota; Metazoa; Arthropoda; Insecta; Lepidoptera; Nymphalidae
Product: glutamine synthetase 1, mitochondrial-like
Exons: 1
Coding region: 1-1206 (401 amino acids)
Cellular component (GO): cytoplasm
Molecular function (GO): glutamine synthetase activity
Source: RefSeq, a predicted model, not a curated record
AUGGAAAGUCUACUCAAGUGUUUGUCUUUGCUACAAAAGCAUACUAAUUUGAUUUCCAUACCGAAGAGAUAUAUGCUUAAGGAAUCCAUUAACCAUAUAUUGAAUAAAAAGGUUAUGGAUAGAUAUAUAAGAUUACCUGUUCCGUGUAACAAAGUUUUGGCCACUUACUGUUGGAUUGAUGGAUCAGGUAUAAAUAUGAGAUGUAAAGAUAGAAUACUGAAUUGUACUCCUCAUAGUGCUGAUGCAGCUCCCGGCUGGGCAUUUGAUGGUAGUUCUACAGGUCAAGCUACUACUGCUAACUCUGAUACUUCUUUGAAGCCUUGUGCAGUGUAUAAAGAUCCAUUUAGACUAGAACCUCACGUUCUUGUUCUAUGUGAAGUAUAUAUGGGAGAUGGCUCACCAGCUGCUACGAAUCACAGAAAAUUCUGCAAUGAUCUUUGUGAAUUUCAUAGAGCAGAAGAACCAUGGUUUGGUCUAGAACAGGAGUAUACUAUGUUAGAUGUUGACGGUUGGGGCCUGGGGUGGCCGAAAGGUGGAGGUUUUCCAGCUGUUAAUUAUGAAUUUUCCUACUGCGGUAUAGGAGCAAAGUAUAUUGCGGGGAGGGAUAUUUGCGAAGCUCAUACCAAAUGUUGCUUAUACGCUGGAUGUGACUUUGAGGGUACGAACGCUGAGGUUAUGUUUGCUUGCUGGGAAUGGCAAAUAGGAACAACAAUCGGUAUUAAAGCUCCAGACGAUAUGUGGAUGUCACGAUAUAUAAUGUCUCGAGUUUCUGAAGAUUAUGGAGUCGUAGUAACAUACCACCCUAAACCCAUGGGACCAAAACAUCCAGGAGUAGGCAUGCAUCACAAUUUCAGUACAAAGAGAAUGCGUUCAGAUGGUGGUUAUAAGUUUAUUGAAGAGUGUAUUAAAAGACUAGAAAAAAAUCACAUGAAACAUAUGAAGAAUUACGGUAAUGACGAACAAACCAACAGAAUGCGUUUGUCUGGAAAAUUUGAAACUGCCCCAUUUGACAAAUUCUCAUGGGGUAUUGCUAACAGAAAAUCCUCUAUUCGUCUACAAAGAAAUAUUAAAGAAAAAGGCAAAGGUUUCAUGGAAGACAGACGACCAGCUGGAGACUGCGACCCUUAUCUUGUUUGUGGUUUAUUAAUGGAUACGUGCUUAGGUUCAGCUGGCGGAAGUAGUGGUAGAGGCGGUAAAUGCAAAUGA